Molecule: messenger RNA, 1099 nt
Organism: Dendroctonus ponderosae (mountain pine beetle)
Lineage: Eukaryota; Metazoa; Arthropoda; Insecta; Coleoptera; Curculionidae
Exons: 5
Coding region: 157-888 (243 amino acids)
Biological process (GO): GPI anchor biosynthetic process
Cellular component (GO): endoplasmic reticulum membrane
Source: RefSeq, a predicted model, not a curated record
AUUGGCAAAAGAAGACUAGGGAACUUGGAUGUUUGAGGUUACAUCGCUAUGUUUAUUGUUUAUUUAGACAAUGUCCAAUGUUAUUGGCGUUUGUUUAAUAUUUAAGAAUGAAAAAAGGGCAAAUACAUAAAAUAUACUUUCGAUUUGAUUCAAAUUAUGAAGCUGCUGUACUUUCAGCAACUCGUAUUCAGAACUAUUUUUAUUUUUGCGUGUUACAUGGACAUAGUCAGUGCAAAUGAGGAGUGUAUUCCUUUAAAUGUACUUAUUAUACAAAAAGUGGAGAAUUUAGGAUUUCAUCGAGAUUUGAAUUGGUUUAUCGAAACCAGGGAUCUCAAUCCCGAUAAAUGGCUAAACUCUUCUUGUAAUGUUACCUUGAAAAUUGAUGUGGGCAAAGGAGUUUUCGUUAACCCCGAUCAGGCCGAUGACUUAAAACGCCUUGGAAAGUUGGAUAUUUUGAUCAAUGGAACGGUGGACGUCGAAGUGCCGGCUCAUGAAGGGAAAAGCUAUAGUGUGUAUAUCUACUUAAAUCGUACUGAAUUUCUCAGGUCAAUAAAUGUAAAGCUGCCUAUUCAUUUGAGAUAUCAGCGAAGCCUUUUAGGAGGUCAUGGGCACGUCACCUUAAGUAAACCGCAACUAUUAGUUCACUGUCCAGGGUCGAAUAAAAUAAUUUGUGGAAAAAAUACUAAGAUUAUGGCCCCGGUAAGUUCAGAGGAACCGAACAAUAUCAAAGUAUGGAAGAAUGUCUUGUAUUAUCAAGGGGAAUUGGGCGUCAUGGAGUUAGAAGUGCCGAUUGGCAACCUGAACGACUAUUCCUAUGUGUCAGUCAUCACUUGUAUUCUUGGAUGUGCAGGCUGCAUUUAUAUAAUAUCCCUGAUGUCUGCUAAGUGAUUUCAUUCAUUUCCAUUUAAAAUUAGGCCCACACUAAGGACAUCUAAAUCGUCCGACACUUUAGCUCAAAAACCUAAAGCCGAAAUGCAUUCAUUAAUAGAUCUAUCAAUUAAAAAUUGAUUUUAUUGAUUAAAACAAGAUUUUGCAAACAUUUAUCUAGUCAAACUGUGAGAAAAAAAAAUCGCUGAUUUAUUAAACACUUUGAUUCACA